Closterium sp. NIES-67 is the source of this 8140-nucleotide messenger RNA. NCBI's taxonomy places the organism in Eukaryota, Viridiplantae, Streptophyta, Zygnematophyceae, Desmidiales, Closteriaceae. The record is from the annotation of a GenBank genome assembly.
UCUGUAAGGCCUUCCCCGUUCUGGUCCUCUUGCAGGUCACACAGGCUUGGACAUCUGAAACUGUCAUUGACUCUCGGCUGUGACUAGAGCACUUGCGCACUGAUUGUUGCUCACCAUGGAGGACAGAUUGUUGCUGAUAGCGAUCUAGAGGAAGUAGAAGAAACUGGCCGAGUAGAACCUCCCAGAAGAAAAGAAACUCCAAUGGCUUCCCGAGGAAGGCCCACGCCAUGUGGACGAUCCAUGGCCGGAAUUCUGGAUGUUCAUGUCCAUUACGCGGCAGGGCUCCCCUCGAUGUGUGACUAUGGCGAGCAGGACGUUUAUGUUCGUUUCUUAUUCGGCGAGCUCGAUCCCCUCUCGGGUGCCGUGUUACAGACCAGGACGGUCCGCAAGGGCGGCACGCGGCCCAUAUUCGACCAGUCGCUGCAAGUCGGAGUCCCGUCAGGCGAGCAGCGUCUCCGCUGCGAGGUGUUCAUGUCGCAGCCGCGCGGGCGCGAUCAGCUGCUGGGCGCCGCGAACGUGUCGCUGGACGAGAUUAUAGCGCGUACGGCGAAGCUCUCCAAGAAACCCGCCGAGUUCAAGCUCCUAAGCAGCAGCAGCGCGCCCGCCGGUGCGCUCGUGCUCACGCUCACCUACCACGGCCGCUCCGCCUCUUCCUCUCGCCCCGCCGCGCAAUCCGCCGCGCAGCCCGCCCCCGCGCAACACUCGGCGCAGUACGCCGCGCAGACCGACGGACAAGCUGGCGCGGCGGCUGUGGCAGCAGCGGCGGCUGGCGGAGCGUUCACACGGCCUGCGUUUCCACCUUCUCCGCAAGACUCCGCCACCGCCGCCGCCGCAAACGCGCUGCUUCCCGCAAAGAGAACCCCCCCCCCGCUCCCCGCGUCGCUCGCGAUGGCUGCGUCUCCGCCCCUCCCCGCGCCCCUCCCCGCAUCCCUCCCCGCGUCUAGUGCCGUAGACGCGAUAGCAGCGGCGCUCUUUCCGCGCGCGCACAACCAAGCGCAAACUCAGGCGCAGCCGCAGAUGCUGACGUCAUCCCAGCUGAGUUCGCCGAUGUUUCCCCGUGCCACCUGUCCGCGUCCCGCUCCCCCGUCCCAGCCCGCCGCGACUGCCCAGGGGGCAGCCGCUUCCGCGCCGUCCCCCUCGUUUUUGCAUCCUCUCCCCUCGUCACUAUCACAUCCUUCCCCCUCGUUACAGUCGCAUCCUCCCCCUCCGUUUCAGUCGCAUCCUUCCGCCUCAGUGGCGCCGUUGCUUUUCAACCGCCUGGCGGCGUCCGCCGCUGUGCCCUCGUCGCAGCAGUGGCGCGCGACAGAAGGCGCGCCGCAGCUAGAAUCGAGGCGGCUAGUAACGGGGACGGAGGGCGGAAACCGAGCAGGCGGGGCCUUUAUAGCCGCGGAAGGGGCGGGAGGCGCGGGGGGGGACGGUUUUCGCAGCAUGACUGCCGCGGAAUGUAAUUCGGGGGGAUUCAUAGUGGGGGGAGGGGGAAUGGGCGGCGCAGGGAUGGGGGGAACCGGGGGAGCGGUGGGGGUAGCGGGGGCGGUAGCGGAGCUGAUGGCAAAGGCGCAAAACGACAGCACGCACAGGGCGUAUCUGGCCAGGCGGUUACUGGAUGCCAGCGCGGCAGUGCAGGCAGGCGUUAGUUUGGGGGCGGUAGGCUUGGGGGCGGUAGAUUUGAGUGCAUCCAACGGUGGAGAUGUAAGCAUGAGAACCAUGGACCUGGGGGGCGCUAGUCUGGAAGCGGGCGCUAAUCUGGACGCGGUGGGCGCAGGGUCCGCGGAGCCUGCAGGGGCGGAACGAGCAGGCGGAGGCUUGGGGGGAUUGGGCGGGGGCGCGGGGAACACUUCUUCCCCCCCCUGCCUUGAGCUCUCCGCGGGUCUGGGCGGAGGAGGGGGGGCGGAAAGGGGCAACGGGGGAGGAAGGGGGAGGGUGAGACGGCAGCGGGAGUGGUGGAGUGAGGGGAGGGCGGAAGAGAUGGAAGUAGAGGGGGGGAGUGAGGGGUGCGGGGGGGGAUCCGCCGUAGGGGGAGUAGAGCUUGGGCUGUCAACUGUAACAGCAGCAGCUGGUAACAACGCAGUAGCAGCAGAAGCGGCAGCAGGUGCCGCAGCAGAAGUAAGUAACCUUGCACAUUGUCGAGACGAGCCACAGCAGCAGCAGCAGCAGCAGCAGCAGGAGAAGGAAGAGGAGCCACGGUUGAUGCAGCUGCUGCCCAUGCAGUGGUGCUCGGAGGACCGACCAAAGGACAGCUCGAUACAUCGUAGCAGUGAUAGUCCAGCAAAAGAGGCACCGGCAGAUUAUACUGCAGCCACAGCGGCAAGCCCGGACCUAUCGCUAGGCAGUGCGACCCAGCUGAGGCUAGAACCUGCCGAACCAAGUGGUUUAGGCUUGGCGUCAGCUUUGGCUCUUGGUUCGAAAGCUGAGCCUGUUCACGAGUCAGAACGAGCCUCCAUGUUCGGCCGCCCUGCCCCGUUUUCCUUAUCCAUGGCGUCGCCUCUACAGCCUCUACAGCCUCUACAGCUGCCCAUGCCCAUGGCGUCCCCGUUACAAGCGUCUCCUCUACAGGCACCCGUAUCCAUGGCAUCGCCCCUUGGCCGGGAUAUUUGCGCACCAGGUGGCCACCCAGACGACUUUGGGGCGCGUUUGCAUGCAGCUGCUGCCUCCGCUGCUGCUGGUGCCACUGCUGCUGCUGCAGCUAGUGCUAGUGCUGCUGCUGCUGCUGCUGCUGCUGUCACAGCAGCCUCAAGUGCUGCUGGCAUUUCUGCACCUGCUUUCGGAGUAACCUCUAGUGCUGCUGCUGCUGGUGCUGCUGCUGCUGCUGCUGCUGGCGGUGCUGGCGGUGCUGGCGGUGCUGGCGGUAGCACAGGGGCUCUGUUCUCUGCCUUCCCAUCUACUCCGCCCCCCUCUACGUUGGCCGCCCCUCUCUCUGUCCCCAACUCCCGCCCCGCAUCCUCUGCCUUCCGCCCCUAUCCCGCCACCCAGCGGGGAGAUUACCAGCCUGGUAAGGCAGAGCCGAGCACCGAGCCUAGCAGGCCCGGCGGAGACUCGUCUAGGCUCGGCACAGACUCGUCCAGGCUCGGCGCCGAGCCUGGCCGGCCUGCGAAGAAGCAGUGCUGUUCGCCCGUCAGCCAAGCCUGCCACUCCUCGCCCCAGAAUCCAGAUGCUACUCAAAAGGCUUCUCCGUUUCUCUCCUCUCUCCCCUCGUUCUCCUGUCGCGCCCGCAGCGGCACUGCCAGCUGCCCUGCUGCCGCUGCGGCCAGGUCCCUGUUUGGAGCGAUCAUGGGGUCCUCGGGAUUUGGUGCUGCCAGUACCAGUGCCAACGGUAGUGGCAGUGGUAGUGGUGCUGCGGUUGGGUCGUCCUCAGCUGCUGCUACAACCGCCCCGGCUGCUGCUGCUGCUGCCACAGCUGCUACAGGUGCUGCUGCUGCUGCUGCUCCUGCAGGCACGUCAGCAUGCCCGGGCGCGCCUGCUUGGUUGGUGGCUCUCUCCGCUUCCCUUGGUAUGGGCGGAGGGAAGCAGCAGCUGACGCAGCAGCAAGCAAAGCAAGGGAAGCAGCAAGUGCAGGGGAAUCAGCAACGGGCGCAGAAGCCACAGCUGCUGCAGCAGCUGCAACAGGCGCAGCAGCAGCAGCAGGCUAAGCAGGCACCUUUAGCCGUUGCUGCUGCUGCUGCUACUGCCAGUGCUGCCACCGAUGCGAAUGCAUGCGGAUCGAGAAUUCUGCGCCUGGCGGAGCUGUUAAGCGAAGCAGAGAGCCAGCGCAAGGCACAAGCAUCGUCAUCACCAUCUCCACCGCCAGCAGCACCAGCAGCACUCGCCGCUGCUACAGCCCAUGGCACUGCUGCUGGUGCUGGGGCUGGUGCUCCUGCACCAGCACCGCCAGCUUCCCUUGCGGCAGGGCUAGCAGCUGCAGUGGCUGCUGCUAGUGCUGCUGCCGCUGCAGCUGCUGCCACUGGGGCAGGCGCAGGGGCACGAGGAGCAGCAACCGGAGUAGCAGGAGCGAGAGGGACGUCAAAUAGUAGCAGGAGCACCAUAAGGCCGAAAUCUCCCACUGGGUCAACCCCCUCUCCUGCCCUGGGCCCGGGCCUGAUAGGCUUGGGCCAAACCAGCAACCGAACCUCCUCCAAGGCCUCGCUGUCUGCCGUACCUGCACCGUUCCCCUCUCUUGGCGCCAGAAACUCCGCCGUUGCCACGUCUGCUGUUGCCCCUGCCAUCAAUGGUGUUGCUGCUACUGGGGUUGCAAGCAUUGGAAUUAGUGGUAGUGGCAGUGGUGGUGGUGGUGAUCUAGGGACUGGUUUCAGCACAGAGCCAGGAACGAGGAAGGGGAGUUUUCUGCCCCACCUGAUGCUGGCGCUGGAGAACUCAAAGAAGGCGAAGCAGAGUGCUGCGGCUGAUUCAAAGCCCGGUGGUGUGAUAGGUGGGAUAAGCAGUACCGCCAGUGCCCCGCCCAGUGCUACAGCCGGCAUUACAGGCGGUGCUACUUGCAGCGCUACAGCCGUUGGUAGUGCUUCGGGUGCUGACUGUGGUCUGAGGCAGAUUGGCAGCGGUGACGCAUCGGGUGUUGCGGUCCCCAAUCCAGGGAUAGGGGCAGCAAUUGCAGCUGCAGCUGCGGCUGCUGUAGCCUCUGCUGCGGCCGGUGGUUCGUUUCCAGCAGUCGGCGCGGCGACAGGGGCGCAUGGAAGGGGAAGGGAGGCCAUGGCAUUUUCUGGUGGGGCAGUUGCUGGUGGACUAGCUGCAGCGGGCAUGGGUGCAGGAAGGGGUGGGGGAGGUGGGGUGGCAGAUGGAGGGGAAGGCAGAGGAGGAGGGGGAGGAGGAGGAGGAGGGGGAGGGGCAGCUGGGAGAGGGGCGUUGAGUGGGGUGGGAGGGAAGGGUCAGGCGUCGUGGCAGAGGGACGAUCAGAUCACCCCCACGUCUGUCCUUGAUGUCGCCAUGUCCGAUGCCGACAGUGAGCAAGCCACAGCGGAUGUGCGCAUGGCUGAAGCUGCUUCCUUUUCACUACCACCCUCAACCGCAGCAGCAGCAGCAGCACCAUCAACAGCAGCAUGCGCGCCUGCCACUCCCCUGCCGCCCAGUCUCAUAGCCCUCCUGGCAUCCCAUGCCGCCGGGGCUGCUGCUGGGAAGCAAGAUCCAACGCAGCAGCAGCAGCAGCAGCAACAGUUUUCGCCAGAGCCACCCGCCUGGCAGCGCAGUUUUGCAGCAGCUUUUUCAGCGACCCACGUGGCCGUGGCCCCCUCACCUCAUGUAAACCCCCCUGCUCCUACCACUGUCGCCUCUGGUGCCACUGUCGCUGCGCCACACCCUUUCUCCCUCACCCCUUCUCUCCCCAUGGCAGCUGUCUUUCACCCUGCUUCUUCCUCUCCUUCCCCCCCUCGUCCUUUUGAGUCCACUCGCAAGCCUCCCACCACAGCUUCCCCUCACCCUGUUCUUUCCUCUCCCGCGCCCCCUCCUCCUCCCUCUUCUUCUGCUGCCACUCCUCCCACUGCCGCCAGCGCUUUUGCUGCUCUGGUGAGGGCCAGUGAGGCCGCUAACCCCUCCACGUCCUCUCACCAGCCCAACCACCCAGCACCACCUUUUUUGCCUCCUGCUGCACCUCCAGCAAUCUCAGCCACUCCAGCGGCUGCAGCACCCGCUUUCGGAUCGUCAAUUCCAGUUGAUAGCACCGAUCCUUUUUUCCCUCCCACUCGUCCCUUCUCGCACUCCCCCCCCUCGCCUCCCUCCUCCUCCCCUGCUUCCUCGAACCCCUCCUCCUCCACCUGCUCCCUCACUGCUCUCCAAGCCUCCCUGCCGAGCCUCCCGCUCCCAAACCUACCGCUGCCGAGCCUGCUGUCGUGGCACCGGAAGGUGGAGGGCGAGGAGGCGGCGCUGCUGCGGGAGCAUGCAGCCGCCAUCUGGCAGGUGUCCAAGGCCCUUAUGGGGCAGCAGCAGGGCCAGGAGCAGGGGGUAUUGCCUAGGGCACUUAUGGGACAGGAGCAGGUGCUUGAAGGACAGGACCAGGGGCAGGGGCAGGGGCAGGGGGAGCAUGCAGCCGCCAUCUGGCAGGGGUCGAAGGCCCUUAUGGGGCAGCAGGUUGAACAGGGGGGUCUGUCUAAGGCGCUCAUGGGGCAGCAGGAGGGGCAAGGGGCAGAAUUGGGCGAUGUACCGAAGCCUCUUAUGGGAGCGGAGCAGGGAUGUGGAGCUCCACGGGAAGUGGAAGCGGCUGGUGGUGUGGCAGCAGGCACAGCAGCAGUAGAAAGCCCUGGGCUGGCAGGCAUACAGGCUUUGGCAACCCUAGCUGCUCUGCACCAGCAGCAGCAGCAGCAGCAGCAGCAGCAGCAGCAGCAGCAGCAGCAGCAGCAGCAGCAGCUUCAGCAGCGGCAGCAGCAGCAGCAGCAGCAGCAGCAGCAGCAGCAGCAGCAGCAGCAGCAGCAGCAGCAGCUUCAGCAGCGGCAGCAGCAGCAGUCAGUGUCAGGCACACCCUCAGCCUGUGAAUCUCCUGUCACUGCUCCCGCUGCCGCUGCUCCUUUUUCGUUUGCAGGGCUCGCCCCUGUUAAUUUGGCGGCGGGUGCUCUGGCGGGUACCAGUGGUGACGUUGCUGCUGCCGCUCCCUGCCCCUAUAGCUCAGCAGAUCAAUCAACGGCCAAAGGCGGAGUCCCCUCCCAUGGGCUCCCCUCUGAAGGGGUCCCUUCACAGUCUGGGUCUGUGCGGAGAAAGGUGUCGGGGAAGAGGAACAAGCAGCGGAGCACGCAGUCCAACACCACCACCACUGGCACCACUGGCACCACCACCACUUCUGCUAGUACCGAUUAUUCUUCUGCUUGCAGCCCUGCUGGUGCGAUGCCAGGUGUUACGUCAGGUGCUGUGCCAGGUGCCAUGCAAGGUGCCACAUCAGGUGCAAUGCCAGGUGCAGUCACGGGCACAGGAUCAGGCAUCGAUGCAGCUGUGGAUGCAGGCUCAAAUCUGGAGGGGGGUGGAAGAGGCAGAGUAGCCCCGGAUUCUUCUCCUACGUGCACGGCGCUGAGCCUAGGUGCAGGAGGCAUCACCAUGGCGGGUAUUGGCGCAGUUGUGGCUGGCAAUGCAGUGGAGUCAAGCGGUGCAGUGAGCAGCAGCAGUGCAGGGCCAGCAGCAGCAGCGGCGGCGGCACAACAGGUGGGAGUGGGCAGCAGUGUGGCUGGGGGUGCAGAUGGGCAGGCAGCAGUGAGCGGCAGUGCGGUAGUGGCGGCGCACCAGGCGGCGGCGGCGCUGUGGCAGGAGAGCAUGGGGAAGAGCCGCGAGGAGGCGGAGGCACUCUGUGAGGAGGCUGUGAGGGCGGGCACGCUCACCCACGACCAGGCGGCUGAGUUCUGCGGGCUGCUGUCUAAAGAGAGCUUGAGAAGCCUGCGAGAGUCACUCCUAGCCAUGGAGGACAAGUUCAGGGGCUGCUCCAUAGAGGACCUGGAGGAGAGCCGCCGGCAGGCGUGGCGGGAGUUCUGGGAGAAGCUGGAGGCCGGGAGGCGGCGCGGCGGGGCAGCUGUGCGCGAUGCUCAGGGCGGGGCGAAUGGGGUUGCAGGAACUACGGCUGGGGGCGGUGCCGCCGGCAACGGGACGUGCAUAUUCUAUGGCUGCCGGGCGUUCUUCUGAUGUAGCGGGCAAGUGGGUUUACCGACUACGGAGGCGGGCAGGCAGCGCGGCGGGGCAGCUGCGCCCGAUGCACAGGGCGUGGCGAAUGGGGCUGUGGGGGCUACGGCUGGAGGCGGUGCUGCUGGCUAUGGGACGUUCAUUUUCUAUGGCUGCCGGACGUUCUUCUAAAUGUGAGCUUAGCUUACCCACUUGGAGGCGUGGGGAGGCGGCGUGGAGGGGUUGCUGUGCGCGAUGCACGGGGCGGGGCGAAUGGAGUUGCUUGCAGGCAGGGACUACUGCUGGAAGCAGUGCCGCCGGCAAUGGGUCAUGCGUAUUUUACGGCCGUCUGGCAUUUUACCGUACGUGGUAUAUAAGGGUGUCAGUGUCAACUUAUACAUAUAUUGUUAUGUAGAAGUUAUAGGCUAGAUAGGGUAUGUUCCUAGUGCGUACAACCCAAAUGCUAUAUCUCCCCUGUUCUCCCUUCUUCUAAUCAUUCUUUCAAGUCUUAAAGCCGCGGCCCCCAAAUUGGUUUUGGGCCUGUCUGAUUCGUCAGAGUCCCCUGCCUUCCCUUGGUAUGGGU